This is a messenger RNA of Soboliphyme baturini, 1476 nucleotides long. Lineage: Eukaryota; Metazoa; Nematoda; Enoplea; Dioctophymatida; Soboliphymatidae. The record is from the annotation of a GenBank genome assembly.
AUGCAUCUCCAGCAUCGCGGCGAGAGCCACGGUCACCAGACCAGCAGAACUGGCGUCCACUUUCAAGCUGUGGAUGCCUUUGGCCUGACGAGUUGGUUUCUGAGGCUUCCUAAAUGUCCAGCUAGUAUCGCGCAGGGGCACCUGGAGAUCGGAUCUUUGGGUGGACUCGUUGUAACGGUCCCAUGGAAGUAUGCCGCUCAACGCACAAGGGUUCUGAGCAGCGCACAAGACAAAGAAAUGUAUUCGGCCAAAAUCGACCGUGCAAUCGAUGCUGACCACCGUGUCAUGCCGGGUGCUUAUUCGACUUCGACUUCGACUUCUAGUUGUAUUGGCGUCAUUCGGUUUAACCUCAGCGAAAGGGAGGACAAAGCCGCGUCGCCAAGGCAGACACAGCUACGCGUCGAAGAACGAUGCACUGCCGCCGCCGAGUGCUUGGUCCCGGCGAUCAGUGUGAGCAUGAACAACUUGGACGGUCGAGAAACGUCCUCUCGACCUCCGUUUAGCCUGUACUCAAGCGAGAGCUCUGAAGACCAGGCGGUCGACGAAAGUCUUUGCUUGAAAACAAAGAGUUUGGCUGCGACCGACAUUGAUUCGAUAGGAACUUCUGCAGGCACAGCGGCGAACUUGCGCAUUCUACCCUGUGCUCAUACGCUGCCGUGUUUCAGGAGUGCUUGUUUCGUCCCCGUGCUGCUCUGUGAGCAUGCCUCGGACUCCUUCGUUCGAGAGUCUGUCAUCCGCGUCAUCUGUUCUGGACCUGAAGACGGCCAACGGCGACUGUGGUCAAUUGGAGUUGGCUUUGUCCUACGACAAAUAUUACCCUUUACGCCAACGCUUCAGUUCCGGGAAAGCUUUGAACAAUGCGUUUUAGAAAGCGACCUGAAAAGGUUGGCCAUCAUGUGCCAGUUGUAUUGCCGACUUGGCGAGAACAAUCAAGCACUCACCCUUGGAUACUCCAAGGUGAGGCUUAGAGAUCUGAAGCUGGAUUCUGCUAGGACUCUUUUGCUCACUAUUGCUCCAUGCAACGAGGAACCAAAAGAAACUGCAGAGGGCCUUGGAAAAAUACAGUUUUCAUUGGUGUUCUCGCCGUCCACGCAGAGAAUCAUGAUCACUGUAUUAAAGGCCAAAAACAUUCGCAGUAUCAACAGCCACGUGCCUUUAAAUGUAUUGGUCAGAAUAUACCUGGUCUGCGGCUCAAAAGUGAAGAGGAAAACUACAUCUUUAAAAAUGGUGCACAACGGAGUGGCGGUUUUCAACGAGUCGAUUUUCUUCCCCGUAUCACAUCUGCAAGUGGAGAACAUUUACCUAAGGCUGAGCGUGGUCGAAUCGGACGCCGAUCUGGAGAUGUCCACGAUUGGACAUGUGACCCUUGGCGCCCGCCGAAACAGCAAAGAAUUCGGCCACUGGGACCAGAUGAUCAAUGAGCCUAACAAACCGAUAACCAUGUGGCACGAGUUGAAAAUGAGGGUCCUCGAGUGA